Messenger RNA from Arachis ipaensis, 634 nucleotides. Lineage: Eukaryota; Viridiplantae; Streptophyta; Magnoliopsida; Fabales; Fabaceae. The record is from RefSeq and is a predicted model, not a curated record.
UUGGAAGGUAGAAGGUGAUUCUGUGGGAGUGUCCUCUAAACUCAAAUUACUUGAACAGGAAUUAUUGAAUUUGGAGAAGAUCAGUAAGAGUGAUCUAUCCAAAGUGUCGUCCUUAAUAAAGAAGCAGACCAAGAGAUUUCAAGUGCUUUCAGAAAAGAUUGAUGAUUUAUGCAGGAGAAUAGGUAGUGAUCCCUCCGAACCUCCCCUCAGUUCAGAAUUUCGAGCACAAACCCAAACGGAGUUUUUACUUGAAGCAUUAUCAUCAUCUCCAGAAAUACAUAGCAUCAACACUUCAACAGUUGAUAGCAAAGAACUGGUGUGUGCGACUCUUGGAUAUACAUAGCAACUUUGUUGAAUUGAAGGAGUUUUUUCAAGAGAAACAGAUGGAGAAUUACAAGCAUCAACAAUUGAUAAAGAAGAUAAUAGAGGAGCAAGAGCAAGAAACUAAGAACAAGAAGAACCAAGAACAACAAGGUGGUUACUCUGUGGAAGAAAGAACAACCGUUGGUGGUGGUCGUGCAACUGCGACGGCAAAGGCAGUGGACAUUGCUCCUCGUCUGACAUCUUUUCUUGAGAAAGAUGAAUCUUUUCUUACUCCUUGGAGUUGGGAUUCCAAUUCUUCUUCAAGUUCUUU